UUGUAUCAGUGCAUUCUGGACAUUGCUUCAUUGAUUUCCCUUUGCUCCAGCUGGUACAGUGGCCACAGCUUUGAUUUCUGCUCCUCUCUUAAUAACAGCCAGUGCAAUUGCGUUGUAUGAUUUAUUAUUUAUUUUAAUUUAAGAGAAUGUCAGAAAGAGAGGGACUCAGGGCAGACUCGACCCACUUCACUUUAGGGGGAGCACCAUUUCUGAUCCUGGGAGGCUCCAUUCAUUACUUCCGGGUCCACAGGGCACACUGGAGAGACCGGCUGCUGAAACUGAAGGCCUGUGGUCUCAAUACUCUCACUACGUAUGUGCCAUGGAAUCUGCAUGAACCUGAAAGAGGAGUUUAUCUGUUUCAGGAGCAGCUGGAUUUGGAGGAGUACAUUCGUCUCGCAGGGGAAUUAGGCCUCUGGGUGAUUCUGCGUCCAGGGCCAUAUAUAUGUGCCGAGUGGGAUCUGGGCGGUUUACCAAGCUGGCUGCUGCAAGAUAAGAAAAUGAAACUAAGAACGACCUACUCUGGUUUCACAAGUGCUGUGAACUCGUACUUUGAUAAUCUGAUUCCGAGAAUUACACCCCUACAGUUUAAGAAUGGAGGCCCUGUUAUUGCUGUUCAAGUAGAGAAUGAAUAUGGUUCAUAUGCGAAGGAUGAGCAAUACCUGUCGUUCAUCAAAGAGGCGCUACUGUCCCGGGGAAUCUCUGAGUUUCUUAUGACAUCAGAUAACCAUGAAGGAUUAAAAUGUGGAAGGGUGGAUGGAGUCUUGCAGACAGUGAACCUGCAGAGAUUGUCAAAUGGUGAUGUACAGCAUUUAGCAGAAUUGCAGCCGAAGAAGCCGCUGAUGGUGAUGGAGUAUUGGUCCGGGUGGUUUGAUGUCUGGGGAGAACCUCAUCAUGUUUUCACUGCGCAAGAAAUGAUCUCUGUAGUGCGAGAGCUUCUGGGUCGUGGCAUCUCCAUCAACUUUUACAUGUUUCAUGGAGGAACCAACUUUGGAUUCAUGAACGGCGCAGUUGACCUGGGCACCUACAAGCCACAGACGAGCAGCUACGAUUAUGAUGCUCCAUUGACUGAGAGUGGUGAUUAUACAACCAAGUAUCAUCUCUUGAGAAACCUGCUGAGCACCUACAACAAGGAGCCGAUAUCAGAGCCGCCAGCUGUGCAGAGCAGAAGAGCAUAUGAGCCAGUGGUUGUUUCUCAUUACAUUUCUCUAUGGGAGAGUCUUCAGUGCGCAGAAACACAUUUCCGAGCUGAUGAUCCUGUCAGCAUGGAGAACCUUCCAGCAAACCACAACAAUGGUCAGUCCUAUGGGUACACACUCUAUCAGACUGACAUUUAUUCAGGUGGAGAACUCAACUCAAGGAACCAUGUUCAUGACAGAGCUCUGGUGUUUAUUGACAGAGAACUGAUUGGUGUUUUCGACUAUAGAACUCAGAAAGUUAAAAUAUCUCACAGUAAGAGUGAGAGGACCUUGAGUUUGCUUGUUGAGAAUUGUGGGCGAGUGAACUAUGGUCCAGCCCUGGACAACCAGCACAAAGGGCUUACUGGUGAUAUAACUCUGAACGAUGUACCUCUAAAAAAGUUCUCCAUGUGCUGUUUGGAUAUGAAAACCAGUUUCAUAAACAGACUGCAGUCACUGAAAUGGAUGUCUGUCGGUCAGAAGCCCACCUACCCUGCGUUUUUCAGGGGAACCCUGGUAGUGGAUCAGCCCACAGAUACUUUUGUGAAGCUGCCGAAUUGGAGUAAAGGAGUGGUUUUUGUGAACGGGCAAAAUCUUGGACGCAACUGGUCGGUUGGUCCUCAGAAAGCCCUCUAUCUUCCCGGUCCCUGGCUCAAGAGUGGAGAUAAUGAGAUUGUUGUUUUUGAGGAACUCAAAGCUGCGGAAACAAUCAAUUUUGCUGAAAAUCCAGAAUAUAGCAAGACAGUCGAAGUAUCUACACAACUGUUUUGCACCCUUCUUUGAAACACACCUGCAGUUUUACAACGUAUCUCUUGCUAACAUCCAUCAAAACAGCAGAUCUGAACAUAAAUUACUUGAGGCAAGACAAAAGAGUGAACAUUUUGUAAUAGUACAUCACUUCCCCUUUUGCUUUAUUCCGGUGUAUUGAGAAAAUUGUUUUGCAUUGCAAGUUUUCUGAAAUGUUAUGUUUAAAUAUGUGAAUGAUGCAUUAUCUAAUUAUGUGCUAAUUUGCAUACAUUUCCUGAGCAGAAAUCUAAACAUUGGAUAAAACCAGGUUUAAAGUUCUUGUUUUAUUUUGUUGCCAUAUUAGAGUUGAAGAAUUUU
Molecule: messenger RNA, 2279 nt
Organism: Rhinichthys klamathensis goyatoka
Lineage: Eukaryota; Metazoa; Chordata; Actinopteri; Cypriniformes; Leuciscidae
Gene: glb1l2
Product: galactosidase beta 1 like 2
Exons: 19
Coding region: 147-1958 (603 amino acids)
Biological process (GO): carbohydrate metabolic process
Cellular component (GO): vacuole
Molecular function (GO): beta-galactosidase activity
Source: RefSeq, a predicted model, not a curated record